AUGGUGGAGUGGGCCUCCGGCCCGUCCCUCUCAGCCUCUGCAGCCGAACACCUGGCUGUGUGCUCCCGGCAUGCUGCAGAGAAGUUCCCACGGGGCAGGGAUGGGCCAGGGACUGAGGGGGGCGCAAGCUGGGAUGGGGCCUGGGGUCUCUGGGUCCCCCAUGGUGAUCCUGUGUCCUCCUCCUCCUCCUCCCCAGCCUCCUCCCCGUGCAAGAUCCUCAAGUGUAACUCCGAGUUCUGGAGCGCCACGUCGGGCAGCCACGCCCCGGCCUCGGACGACACCCCCGAGUUCUGCGCGGCGCUGCGCACCUACGCCUUGUGCACCCGCCGCACGGCCCGCACCUGCCGCGGGGACCUGGCCUACCACUCGGCCGUGCACGGCAUAGAGGAUCUCAUGGACCAGCACAACUGCUCCAGGGACGGCCCCACGGCCCAGCCGCGCCCGCGCACGCCCGCGCCGCCCGCUGGGGACAGCCAGGAGCGCGCCGACAGCCCCGAGACCUGCCACUACGAGAAGACCUUCCACAAGCACGCGGCCGCCCCCAACUACACGCACUGCGGCCUCUUUGGGGACCCCCACCUCAGGACCUUCACAGACCGUUUCCAGACCUGCAAGGUGCAGGGCGCCUGGCCGCUCAUCGACAAUAAUUACCUGAAUGUGCAGGUCACCAACACGCCGGUGCUGCCGGGCUCGGCCGCCACCGCCACCAGCAAGCUCACCAUCAUCUUCAAGAACUUCCAGGAGUGCGUGGACCAGAAGGUUUACCAAGCCGAGAUGGACGAGCUUCCCGCAGCCUUUGCUGAUGGCUCCAAAAAUGGGGGGGACAAACAUGGGGCCAACAGCCUGAAGAUCACCGAGAAGGUGUCGGGCCAGCACGUGGAGAUCCAAGCCAAGUACAUCGGCACCACCAUCGUGGUUCGGCAGGUGGGCCGCUACCUGACCUUCGCCAUCCGCAUGCCGGAGGAGGUGGUCAACGCCGUGGAGGACCAGGACGGCCAGGGCCUCUACCUCUGCCUCCGCGGCUGCCCGCUCAACCAGCAGAUCGACUUCCAGGCCUUCCACACGGGCCCUGAGCGGCCCGGGGCCCGCAGGCCGGCGGCCGACAGCCCGGCCCCCGCAGCCCCAGACACGUUUCCCUACGAGAUCGCCGUGGCCAAGUGCAAGGAGAAGCUGCCGGUGGAGGACCUGUACUACCAGGCCUGCGUGUUCGACCUCCUGACCACGGGGGACGUGAACUUCACGCUGGCCGCCUUCUAUGCCCUGGAGGAUGUGAAGACGCUGCACUCCGACAAGGCCAAGCUGCACCUGUACGAGCGGACGCGGGAACGCGCGCGGGGGGUGGCCGCCGCCCCGGCCCCCCCGGGGCCCCGGCCCCUGCUGGGCGCCCUGGCGCUCCUCCUCCUGCUGCCCAGGAGCUGGUAGCCGCCCAGACGGCCGUGUGGCGCCCGGCACCCCAAGAGGGAGGCCCAGCUUUGGCUUUUGGGAGCAGAGGUGGCCGCGGGCCAUGGACAGAUCUCCCCCAGAACUCAUGGGGGGAGGGGGGUGGCACCCCAUCUUCCCUAGACAAGGUUGUGAUGAUCGUGGUGCUGUGAUGUUGGUGACGGUGAAGCUGUGGGGAGCCACCACAGCUCCCCUCCGCAACGCCCACCCCUGCC
Dipodomys ordii (Ord's kangaroo rat) is the source of this 1655-nucleotide messenger RNA. RefSeq names its product repulsive guidance molecule family member a (gene Rgma). Bases 1 to 1422 code for a protein of 473 amino acids. Gene Ontology annotation, cellular component: plasma membrane. The record is from RefSeq and is a predicted model, not a curated record. Gene Ontology annotation, biological process: BMP signaling pathway. Lineage: Eukaryota; Metazoa; Chordata; Mammalia; Rodentia; Heteromyidae. Gene Ontology annotation, molecular function: coreceptor activity. The transcript has 3 exons.